AUGGAGGGCGGCGGUAGGGUACGUCAGACUGCUGCUGCCGUUGCUGUUGGCAACAAGCGAGGACGUACCGUUAAAAAAUUAGCCGUAAAGCCAACAAAAGAAAAUGACGAAUUAUCAUCAAAAUCAUCCACCACUCAAACGACACCAGCCACAGCCACCGACUCGCUGACUUGUAUCGUUGAUGCGUCUUCGUCCUCCCCAACCAGAAAGAUUCCCAUUAUUCGUAUUGCGAGAAUAAGCAGAGAAAAACUUGCCGAGAUGAUUGCGAUGGUAACUUUUGCAGAAAAGGUGAACGAACUGAAUAUUGAGGAUUUCAAGCGACGUUUUCGACAGAUUCAAUUACGCGGUGCAUAUCCGAGUAAACUAACGAAAAUCGCACACGAACAGAACACAGUGAAGUGUCGUUAUAAUGAUAUCGUUUGCUUAGAUGAUAGUCGAGUUAUACUGAAACCAAUGCCAAAAUUCAGUGGUGAUUUCAUUCAUGCCAGUUGGGUAACACACGAAUUCCUUGGUAAAAAGUUCAUUUGCACGCAGGGUCCAUUAGAGAAUACAAUAGCUGAUUUUUGGCGAAUGAUAUGGCAAGAACGUGUUGAAGUAAUAAUAAUGCUAUGUGAGUUAUGCGAAGACGGUAAUCAGAAAUGCGUACCCUAUUGGCCGAUCAAAAUUAACGAAUCAAAACAAUUCAACGGAAUUACGAUUUUGAAUAAUGAUAUACAGUGUCGACAUGGUGUGGUAUUAACGGUUUUAUGGAUAAGUUACGAGAAUGAGACGAGAAAAGUGCGACAUUUUCAGUGGAAAGAUUGGCCGGAUCGAUUCGCACCAAAGCAAUUAAUAACACCGUACACUUUGCACGGCAUUGCAAAUACGGUCAAAUCGCCUGCAGUAGUGCACUGUUCAGCUGGCAUUGGGCGGAGUGGCACUUUUAUUAUGUUGGAAAUCGUUUAUAGAUGUCUCCGAGCUGGUAAGGAUCGCUCAGUGGAAUCGUUACUAUGGGAAUUACGUUCACAACGUGCUGGUGCAGUGCAAACAUUCGAUCAAUUCUUAUUCAUUUAUUAUGCAACAAUACAACGACUUAUCAACCGAGGCACCGUCGAUCCCGCAUCUGUGUCCACAAAACCUGCAGAAAAACCAACCGCAACGAAGAAACCAUGUAAAAAAACAUCGGAUGUGCCGCGGAAAGCGGAACACAAAACGCAAAAAGCAACAGAUGCAAAGAAACAAAAGGCGAGUGCUGCUUUAUUGAAGCAACCAGCAAAGAGUGUCAACGGCCCCGAACUACGUUCAGAUCUACGAUUAAAAGAUGCAUUGAUGAUUGCGAACGAGGAUAAUCACAUCGAGGAUGCUAAAGUAACGUCAGAUCAAAAGCGUCCAAAGGAGAACAAUAACACCCCCACCAAACGACCUCCAAAAGAAGAAGCGCACACACCACCGAGAGCAGACGUGAAGUCGUUCUCGAAAGAAGAAUGUCAGCAGUCGUUGGCAGACUUAGAGAAUUUUUCAGACGAGGGCUACUUCGCUCAAUCAUCCCCGAAAAAGAACCCAUCGAAAGAUUUCAGCAAACAUUUGAAAGACUCUCUUCCCGGUAAAAUGUUGAGAAAAGAAACAAGAAAAGACUCACCAGAACGACCCAAGACAGAUAAAUCAAAGCAAUCAAAGCAAAACACAUCCAAACCGUCCAAAAACGAGACUGUCGAUGCAGAAGAGAAGUAUAUGUUCGAAGUAAAAACGUCACAAGCAAACGCUAAGGAUGACUCAGCAUGCGCUACGAAGGAUUUGAGGAAAGAGGAUGCGCAAAGUUCAGGGUCUGACGAAAUGCGAAGUCCAUUUGAAUAUGAAAGUAAUGAUUUCUAUGAAGAAUAUCACGCACCAGGACCGAGGAAAAGUCGUAGUUAUUUGGAUGAAUACGCCGAUUCGACGACAGGAACUGACACCGAUGCUGCGCUAGCAUCAUGUGCGACAACUCAAGAUCGACAAUCGGAUAUUGACCAGUCGAAGAAAUCAACGUCACAAUCGAAUAAACAAUCUUCGGAAAUCGUUUCAAAACAACAGCAAAACCCUUCAACGCAACAAUCCUGUCAGGAGGAACAAGGAUUCAUUGGCAUCGAUGUCCUUCACCUAACACACGCAUGCGAUUCUGAUUAUAUUGCACAGGACAUGGCUCAGUUUGAUGUUAAUCAAAAGAAAUGCCAACAAGAAGUUAUUUCUAAGAAUCAAAAGGAUUUAGAUAUUGAUCAAUCUCCAGAAGAUAUGAAAGAUGAAGAUUUCUUUGUUGGGGUUAGUUACGAGUCUGAUUUAGUGUUAGCGAGCGAUCUGAGUAGAUGCUAA
Messenger RNA from Anisakis simplex (herring worm), 2325 nucleotides. The record is from the annotation of a GenBank genome assembly. Lineage: Eukaryota; Metazoa; Nematoda; Chromadorea; Rhabditida; Anisakidae.